This is a messenger RNA of Eriocheir sinensis (Chinese mitten crab), 4423 nucleotides long. RefSeq lists its product as uncharacterized. The transcript has 4 exons. Gene Ontology annotation, biological process: SCF-dependent proteasomal ubiquitin-dependent protein catabolic process. Gene Ontology annotation, cellular component: SCF ubiquitin ligase complex. Bases 648 to 2288 code for a protein of 546 amino acids. The record is from RefSeq and is a predicted model, not a curated record. NCBI's taxonomy places the organism in Eukaryota, Metazoa, Arthropoda, Malacostraca, Decapoda, Varunidae.
UAUGGUGGUCAGUGCGCUGGUUAACACGUCCUGGUUUAGCUUCCUCCGCCCCACACGCCUUCCUGCACGGUGACACACGUGGCCGAGACAUGGCUGAGCUUCUGUUGUUCCUGUCUUGUCCCUUCCUCGUCAGCUCCUUGUUUCCGUGCUCGGGUGUUGUCCUGGGGGGGAGGGGGCGGCCAGCCCCUCCACCACACGGCAUCAGUUCGUGUUGGCAGCGAUCUCGUCCCCGUUGGCCCCCCCCUGGGAGUCCCGCCUGCUGGCCGCGGUAUAUUUACCACUCAACAGUCUCUAGUAGGACGUGGCGGUGCAGUGUUUGCCUCACCUGUUGCACACUGACUUCCCUAAGCCUCUUUUCGACUUCUUGGAAGAAAAUUGCUUGCUAUAACGCUUGAAACCAUCGUGUACACAGGUAGAAGUGACAGAGGCCUUGCAGCCACACGUGUGACGACGCAGUGAACGAGCGAGAAACUAGGUCGUUGUGGCGCCUCUCGUAGCGGCAGGUCGUGCCAAGUGACGACAGAUGCACCGCGUCGCGGGAAGUGUUGGAGCGUUGUCAUGAGGGGCAGGCCGUUAAGGGUUACGUAACAUAAGGUCUACGUUGUAUUAUUAUUAUUAGAGAAUAACUCAGUGAACAGUGAAGAAAAAUGGCUUUAAUUCAUCUGCAUCUUCCUCGACUGCCGCUGGCACUUGCGCGGCACCAAGAGUCGCUUCCUCUGAGCCCCAAGUACACCGGUCCGCCGCCCGUCGUGUUGUCCCGAGUGAUAUCCUUGAAGGAGAUGUGUAGCAAGUUCUGGCUGGAACGUGUGCAGUACGUGUUGCGCCGCAACAUUCCUAAGUGGCAGGUGUUUGCCGUGCAGAGGUUCCUGGAAGACUUGCCCAGGAACCUCCGCGCCAUGAUGAUCCACAACGCCCUCAAGGCCGGGGGGCUGCACCUGAGACACGGCAGCAGGGAGCUCGCAGCCAUCAACCGAGCUCUGGUCCUUCUCAGCCCCGACAUUCCGGUGACUGAGCCUGUCUACGUGACGCUGCCCCGCCCGGGCCCUGAGGGCGCCGAAUGGCCGCUCGACAUCGAUCUUAUUCUUCGCAACGGUGAAGGCCUGAGCCACCUGGUACUGACGAUGCCGCCGCUCAUGACAGACGCCGUCAAGCGGGUGUUUAGUGACCUUUGCCGCACCUGCAAAAAGCUCAGUCGCGUCAGACUUAUUGAUGCUUCCGACGACGCCUUGACGCUGCUGACGCGGUACUGUCACCUCAUCACGCACCUCGACGUGUCGGGGUCUGCCGGCAUUACCGACGAGGGCAUCAACAGAAUUAUCGUGAACUUGUUGUGGGGCGGAGGAGAUGAACCCGUCAGGCUGCGUCACAUAGACGUCGGGGGCACCAGCGUGACGCAGGAAGGCGUGGCCACGCUACUGACCCGCCUGCCGGAGCUGACCAGCCUCGGCUCCACCGACGUGGUGGAGGCUCUUAAAAUAAUGGACGAGUUGAGUGACGGGGCCGCCGUGACGACUCUGGAGGAGGUGAACGUGCGCUGUGUCACGAUCAACAACUUGCAGCUUCUGCGGCGUAUGUGUCCCGCCGUCAGCAACAUUAACGCCAUCAUCAAUUAUGCUGGAGUCACGAUAAACGAUCUGCGGCUGCUGAGGGAGCUGAGGCAGCUCAAGUUGUCGGUGCAGGAGCCGUACCUGCUGUCACCCACGGCGCUGUAUGAGUUCGCCUGGUCGGUGGGCACGCAGCUGGUGACGCUGCGGUUGGAAGGGGACGUGUACUGGGAGGCUGACUUGGGCGUCCUAGCGGGAAACUGUCCACACCUGGAGGAACUGGCGCUGCCGGCGAUCACGGUGCCCACACGGGAGUCACUAGCGGCUCUCACCAACAAGGACAGCAUCGCUUUGGCGCAGCUCAAGGUGCUGGAGCUGGACUGCAUGACGGGCGUGGGUCCCAAGGCGUGGGCCAAGGACUUCACGCUGGUGCGGCGCGGCAUGACGGCGGCCCUGAGUAAGUGUCGCCAGCUGCGUCGCCUCAUCUGCCGCCCGACCAACCUGGUGGAGACCGACCUGCUGGAGAUCCUCUCAGUGAACAGGAUGACGCGUCUGGAGGUGCUGGAGCUCUACAACUGCGUCCUGGGUCUGGCCUCUGCCCGCCUGCUCGUGGACACCUGCGAGAGCCUGCACGUGAUGAAGGGCCUCCGUACCUGGCGCGGCCUCACCCUGCAGGACCUGGUGCUGCUGAGGAGGCACACGCGGGGCCACCGACGCACAGCGGAGCUCAAGAUACUUCCCUGACGCGGCGCCGGCGGGGUCACGGGGAGGGUUAAAAGGAGAGGAAGGUGCAUGUGACACGUGGGAUGAAGGAAGAGAAUAGAGGAAUGGUUGUCUAGAAAGGAGAUGAAGUGGCAAGUUGAUCUACAGGGGAGAGGGUUGAAAAGAUGACAGAGGAAGAGAGAUGAAGAGAUUGACAGAGAAACAUUGAUACAUAUGAGAGAGAGAUAAGGAGGAACAGAAUGGUUGACUAGAAAGGAGUUGAAAUGGCAAGUUAAUCUACAGGGGAGAGGGAAAAGGAAAAGAUGACAGAUGAAGAGAGAUGAAGAGACUGACAGAGAAACACUGAUACAUAUGAGAGAGAUUAGGCGGAACAGAAGACCGACACACAAAAAAAAUAAUAGAUAGACUUUGAAAGAAUUACAGGGAAGAGUGACAUGAGAGAGAAGAGGAGAGAUACUGAGGAAAAGAAAGAGUAGCUGACAGGGAAAUAGAGGUGAACAUAAGUAGAACAGAGCGUGAGAGGUAGAGAUGAAGAAAGGCAGAAGUAAAGAGGAACAGAAGAAGAGGAAAAUAGAGAUACACAUAAGUAGAAAAGAGCGAGAGAAGUAGAGAUGAAGAAAGGCAGAAGUAAAGAGGAACAGAAGAAGAGGAAAAUAGAGAUACACAUAAGUAGAACAGAGCGUGAGAAGUAGAGAUGAAGAAAGGCAGAAGAAAAGAGGAACAGAAGAAGAGGGUCAUUGAAUGCAAAAACAAGGGAAAAAAGGUCUCUACAUAUAAGGAAGGGCUAGAGGCAGAAAGUGAAAAAAGGUCAUGAAUAUAAGGAAGGGCUAGAGGCAGAAAGUGAAAAAAGGUCAUGAAUAUAAGGAAGGGCUAGAGGCAGAAAGUGAAAAAAGGUCAUGAAUAUAAGGAAGGGCUAGAGGCAGAAAGUGAAAAAAGGUCAUGAAUAUAAGGAAGGGCUAGAGGCAGAACUGGAAAAAAUAGAAGGAGAAUGAAAGGAAACAAUGCCAUCACAAAAGAGGAAAUGUUGAUGUGAAUAAUUGGAUGGAAAAAUAAGAAGAGAAUGUAAACGUAAACGGAAAGAGGUAGGAAAAAAUAAGUUGAAUAAAUAAAAAUAACGAGUAAGAUAAAAAAAAUAAUCAGAUGAAAGAGAAAUAAAGGUGAAUGAACACACUUUGAAUAUCAAGAAAGAUGAUGAUUUAAUUAAGCAAUACAAAAAAAAAAAAUGCAGAAGGCGAACUUGGAGAAACAUGUAUGAUAGGUAUGACUGAUGAUAAUGAUGAUGAUGAUGAUGAUAAUGAUGAUGAUGAUGAUGGUUGAUAAUAAGAAAAUGAACCACAGCACAGAAAAAAAUGAUGAUGUAUUUGUGAUGAUGAUGAUACUGAUGAUGAUGGGUGAUGAUCAGAAAAGGAACCACAACACACACAAAAAAUGGUGAUGUAUUUGUGAUGAUGGUGAUGAUGCUAACGGCGAUGGUGCCAAUGAUAAUAAAAGUUCAGCUCAUCUUUCCCCUCUGAAGUGUCGCUCACCUUUUCUCUCACCUGCGAAAAGGUUAAAAGAUCACACAGGAACGAGACGCAAAUAGCAGGGGCAGGGGCGUGCUGUCGCUUAUCUGUUUCACUUAUGCAUUCACUUAUUUGUUCAUGUUUUCCUGCCAGCGCCUCGGUACAGCAGAGUUGGUGUGGCACGAGGAGGAAAAGCGUGUGUCGAAUAAGCGCGCCUGCGUCGAGCUGCUUCGUCACGGGUCACUGAACGCGGAAAAUGACGGAGGCAAAUGCGUUCUACAAAGCUUUAAAUUCUAACCACAUGAUCAGCGAAUUACUAUUAUUACCAUCCCCACUACUACUUCUACUACUACUACUACUACUACUACUACUACUACUACUACUACUACUACUACUACUACUACUACUACUACUACUACUACUACUCGAAAUUGGCCUUUUUUUAUAGGAGCAAUACUAGCAGGCUCUUUUUUUACUUUUUUUCCCUUGAGCUGCUUCCUUUACUGUAAAAAAAAACUACUACUACUACUACUACUACUACUACAACCACUACUACUGUUACUACUAUUAUUGCCGCUACUGUCUUUAUAGAUGUUCGUGUCUGUGAUAAUUUCUAUUCGUUGAGGUGAAGUGAAAAAUAAAGUAAUUCAGAGA